Dicentrarchus labrax (European seabass) is the source of this 4188-nucleotide messenger RNA. It is a transcript of the gene ppp1r26, whose product is annotated as protein phosphatase 1, regulatory subunit 26. Gene Ontology annotation, biological process: negative regulation of phosphatase activity. Bases 380 to 3883 code for a protein of 1167 amino acids. The record is from RefSeq and is a predicted model, not a curated record. NCBI's taxonomy places the organism in Eukaryota, Metazoa, Chordata, Actinopteri, Moronidae. The transcript is spliced from 5 exons. Gene Ontology annotation, molecular function: protein phosphatase inhibitor activity.
UGUGUUUUGCAAUGUAUUCGUGUAAAAUAUAGUCAUUUAAAAAUGUAAGCGUUGAUAUUUUCCGGUGGGAAAUUUGCUGAUGCCAUAUUUGAAAGGCUCCAUGCUUGGCUGGACUCUGGGUUUAAGGAAGCUUGUCCGGCCGGCCCCGGCAGUCGCAGCGGAGGGGGACUCGACGGCGAGAGCUUCAGGCGGUGCGUGUGUGAGCUGGUCACGGACACCGAAAUAUCUCCACGACGGCUUUUCUUACCAUCUUAAAUCAACGCAGCAAUGAACAUACUCGUGUAGCGGUCGUUUUGUAACAUAUCCAGAUUGAACAAUGUGAUUGUGAUCGGAGGCAGCUGCACUCCAAUGGUCGAGGACCUCACCUCACUUCACUAGAAUGUACUUGAUGAAUGUACCUCCUGUCGCAGCGACGCAAACAGAAUGGAGAACAUGUGGCCCACCUGGAGGCUAUAGCCUUCCAAUCUGCUUCAAUGACUCUGACACAGAGUUGUCCACCAGAGGCACACCUAUCUCAGACAAGGUCCAGAUGAUCAUUGAGAGUCUUAGGAGCACCCAGUCCUCACUCGAGAUGGGCGACGAGAUGGAGGGAAAUGUGCUGUCAGGACAGGAAGGUCAUCCCCAAGUCUGCAAGGUUGCAGUGGGUUCUUAUGUGGGAGCAAAGUCUAAAACUAAAGGUCCCACUGAAAACCAACAGGCAGAUGUUUCCUCCCCAAUCAACCACAAGAGCAGUGACUCUGACAGUGAUGAUUCAGUGGACAGAGGAAUUGAGGAGGCAAUACUUGAAUACCUGAAGGAAAAGGAUGAUCACAAACGCAAGGCGGAACCGUGCUUCACCUUUCUCCCUUCAUCCAAAAUUCCCAGGAAGACCCCACCUAUUUCUGAGGUCUCCAAACAGAACUCUGACAGCAAUACAUUUCUGAUUGCCAGUAACCAGUUUCCAAAAAGUGUCAAAGCUGAGACUCCCACAGCAGCAGCUGUUGUACCUAUAAAAAAGUAUAUCAAAAACAAGGUGUUGCUAAAUGACAACACAGUUAAGAAAUUGGAUAAAGGUACAACAACAAAGAAUUUAUUCUUGCCCAAAGAGCAGACAAAGAGCCCCUCUAAAACAAUCAGCCUCUUCAACAAAGUAAAGUGUCCCGUCACUGUUAAGGUGGAGCAAGACUCAAAUGAUUCCAGUAGUGAUGAUGGCAUCGAGGAGGCUAUUCAAAGAUACCAGUUAGAGAAAAAGGAGCAGGAGAACAAAAGUGAGGCUUUCAUCCCACAUGCAUGCAAAGAGGAGUCUGACUCCACUAGCGAUGAUGGGAUUGAAGAAGCUAUUCGCAGCUACCAGCUUGAACAACUUAAGGAGAAGAGUGUCCUGAAACCAUUCUUGCACAAGCAAAAACCCUUUUGUAAGCCAUUAAUACAUGCUGUUGGAAGUACAAGCAAGGAAAACAUGAAGAAACACAAACUUAGAAAGAAAAAGACCCGAACAGAGAAAGAAGUGAAGUCUUUUCAACCUCCUCCUUCAUCUGUUUUCAUACCUAAGAAUACCCUUCCCGAGAGCUCGAAGGGAAAGGGAAAUGGGUUGCUUUUGUUUAAAGUAGAGAGUUUUAAGGAGCAACCUACCCUUACCCCUACCUCUGCCCCUGCCCCUCCAAAGGUUAAUACAACCGCAGAGCUCAUGUGUGCAGAGGCAAUACUGGACAUUUCAAAAACUGUUAUGCCUGGGGUCUUCCAUGAUAGUGUUGGCCUUAGCAGUUGUGCCCCCACUGAAUCUUCCUUGCAAUCUUCGUUUCCUGACAUCUGCCCAGAUGAAGAAAGUGAUGGCAGCUCCAUUGAUAGUGAAGAUGGGAUAGAGCUAGAGAUCAGGAAAUUUCUUGAGCAAAAGGCCCAAAUGCACAAACAGCCACCCAGCUCUGCUUCGACUCAAGAGCCUGCUAGUGUAAAUGAACCAGAGGAAGUGAAAGCAACACAAGUUGCAAGCCAAAAGAAACCUCCAAGAUUGUCUUUGACACAGAGAAGAAAACACAAAGAAGAAACCUGUAGCAUUUCCAACAUGUCGGGCACAGAUAACAAUGUUAAAGAAGCAGCCCCUAAACCUUUACCUGAGCAUGGAAAAGAAUCAAGCCCAUUGGCGUUUUCCCAGAGAAGUCAGGCGCUCCCAAUAGCUGGAUUACACGAGACAGAGCCAAGUGGAGACAAAAGCAGCUCGCUCGACAGUGAUGCGGACCUAGACACUGCAAUAAAAGACCUGCUCAAGACAAAAAAAAAGUCAAAGAAAAAAAACAGAGACCUAAACCGGAAAUCUAGGAAGUGCCUCAAGGAUGAAGAACCAAUGCUGGGAAAUGCUUUACCGACCAAAAGGUCCAAACCUGAUCCAAUUUCCAAGCGCAGUGCUUUGAAGAAAUUAUAUAAGAGCAAGGAUGACAUGAAAGAGAAGUCUGGGUCGGGUAAAAUGAGCAUUUCACAACAUAAACAAAAUAAUGAGAGUGAAGAGCAUGAUAUGCAUGAAGGUGAAACAGAGAAAUUGAAAGCAACUCAAGGGCAAAACACGCCGUCACUGCACAAUACUCAGACUGCUCUUCAGAUAAAGGAAGAUAGCAGUUCAGUAGACAGCGAUGAUAGCAUUGAGCAAGAGAUCAGAAGGUUUCUGGCUGAAAAGGCCAAAGUUUCCACUGCAGAGAAAAGUAACGGCACUGACACAGUUUGUACCCUACUUCAAGCUGAAGACAUUAAACAGGAAAAUCAGCUGGCUGAAAUUCCAAGAAAAAGUAUCAGCCCUCUCUCUGGACAAUCUCCACUGAGCAGUAAGCCUCUUCCAACGCCACAGAGUUCUCUGCCAGACAUCUCUAUCGGGACACAGACAUACCUGUCCUCAGUCCAGUCCCGCAGCCCCAGUCUUUUGGAACCAGCAGACGGGGCAGGGGCUGCGAGAACAGAGCAAAGGAGGCCUGGCACUGGGAGAGGCAACAUCCAGGAUGUUACCCCACAGGUGGAGAGAGUUCGGACAGUUUUGAGUCCUAACCUUGCUCAUUCCCGCUUGGAGUCAAUCAAGUGGCGCCAGAGCCUUGGACUCCCCACUACUGACACUAGGACUCCGAGUCGAACUCCAUUCCAUAUCACCUCGUCUAAAACCAGCGAGAUUGCAUCAGCAGCUCCGCCAUUUCAAAGCGGGGUCAUCACCCCCAAAUCACAGACUCCAGUCACUGUUUGGUCCUCUGCAAGGACCAGCAGAGCACCAUUCCCCUGCUCUGUAGAGACAACUGUAAAUACCACAUUUAGAUCCCCUGUUUUAAACCUUUUAUCUACUGCCAGGCAGCAUCCAAGGAUGUCCUUUACACAGAGCCUCCCACCUGGCCACAGAUCACAGUGCCCUAUAGACGGAGAGACAGAGAGUAUGGUGCAUAUGCGUAAGGACAAGAGCGUGUUUGUCGAACUUGAAUCUAAUAGGACCAACCAUGUCCAGGUGCGAAGCAGGGAAAGGAGCGAGGAAAAGGAGAGAGUCGACUUGCUAAGUGAGAUAAAAAGAGAAGGCGAGAGCAUGAAGAUAGAUGAUAAAGAAGUACAUCUAGAAAGAACAGAGGAAGAAUUUAUAGAUGAGGCAGAUUGUGAGUCAGACAACAGGAGAAAUCCAGAGAAGAAGCAGGGCUUUUCCACAUUGUCUUUGUCCAGUGCCAUUGACCCUGGCAUCACCUUCAGACCUUGCAUAGCUCUUACAACAGAGGAGAGAAGCAGGAUGUUCAACAGGAGGUACCUGGCUAAAAAAUGCAAGAAGGGGGUACGUUCGCUCAGUAGUGGUCCUGCGCAGAACAAGGCCGUGCAACGUGUCAAAAGAAAGCUUCAGUUCAUUCCAGUCGACAGGAGAAAGGAAGCCCCCAGUGACCAGAGCAUAACAUAAUCAAACUUCUGCAUUUAAAAACAUGCACAUAGAUGAUGCUUGAAAUUACAGUAUGUGGGUUGUUGAAUAAUCAUUUUGCACUUUAAGUGUUUGUUUAUGUAAGGUUGGCUUUUCAGGUUUGAUGUUGCAGGCUAGUGGCAAUUUUGUAUUGUGGCUUAUUUGUAUUAAAUUGGUUUACCCUGUUUUUUGAAAUAUAUAUUAAGAUUCUCCAAAAUAUACUACAAUACAUUUAUCUGACUAAAAAGUAAAUCCUUAACCCCAAGAACUCCUGCCACUAUUCUUAACUACAUUGUACUAUUUAGUUU